AUGGUGAUUGGCCAGGCCAUGGCCAGGCCCCAGGCUCGCCCCGCGGCGAAGCAGGAAGGAACGGAAGUGGACCGCCGGAAGUUCUCCCUUCGGCUAAUCCGAAAGCGCAAUGGACGGGCCUUGUUUUACCCGUCAGCCAAUGAACAUAGAGCCUGCCUCCGGAAGUCCCGCCCCCGGAGGCGGGCACGGCGCCUGCGCGGUCGCAGCCUCGGGGGCGGCACCUACUUCGUGACCACCAGGCAGACCCUAGGCCGGGAGCCCAAGUCCUUCCUCUGCCGCCUGUGCUGCCAGGAGGACCCGGAGCUGGACUCGGACAAGGACGAGACUGGAGCGUAUCUGAUUGACCGAGACCCCACCUACUUUGGUCCUAUCCUGAACUACCUCCGACAUGGAAAGCUCAUCAUCACCAAGGAGCUGGCAGAAGAAGGUGUGCUGGAGGAAGCAGAGUUUUACAAUAUCGCAUCUCUCGUGCGGCUGGUUAAGGAAAGGAUACGAGACAAUGAGAACAGAACUUCACAAGGCCCCGUGAAGCACGUGUACAGGGUCCUGCAGUGUCAAGAGGAAGAGCUCACUCAGAUGGUCUCCACCAUGUCUGACGGCUGGAAAUUCGAACAGCUGAUCAGCAUUGGCUCCUCCUAUAACUAUGGAAAUGAAGACCAGGCAGAAUUCCUCUGUGUUGUCUCCAGAGAACUAAAUAAUUCUACCAACGGCAUCGUCAUAGAGCCAAGCGAAAAGGCCAAGAUUCUUCAGGAGAGAGGCUCACGGAUGUAAACGGAGGAUCUGAAGUUCCAGAACCCUGAA
This is a messenger RNA of Peromyscus maniculatus bairdii (prairie deer mouse), 801 nucleotides long. It is a transcript of the gene Kctd2, whose product is annotated as potassium channel tetramerization domain containing 2. The record is from RefSeq and is a predicted model, not a curated record. Gene Ontology annotation, biological process: protein homooligomerization; proteasome-mediated ubiquitin-dependent protein catabolic process. NCBI's taxonomy places the organism in Eukaryota, Metazoa, Chordata, Mammalia, Rodentia, Cricetidae. Gene Ontology annotation, cellular component: Cul3-RING ubiquitin ligase complex; cytoplasm. Gene Ontology annotation, molecular function: cullin family protein binding.